AUGGCGGAGCCGGGCGACGCGGCGGGCGGGUCUUUCCCAGAAGGUGGGUCGGAAGACAAGAAGGACGACAAGACAGAAGGCAGAAUGGAAGGCAGGACGGAAGGCCGGACGGAAGGCCGGACGGAAGAUGGGACAGAAGGCGGGACGGAAGACAGGUCGGCUUCCAAGGCAGAAGAGCAGGACAAGGAAGGCAGCCCGGUGUCACCACUGAAGACGGAUAAAGGCCAGGAAAGUGAUGAGGCUGCUGGUGCUAUGGAACACCCUGAGAGAGAAGGCGCUGGUGAAGAAGGUUCACUUGAAGGCCAGUCCAUGUAUGAAGGGUACCCCCUGUAUGAAGGGGACCCCCUGUUUGGAGGCUAUCCCCUUUACGAAGGGGACUCCCAACACGAAGCCACCUCCCUGUAUGAAGAUGUUCCCAAACCAGAGGAGGACACCAAAUAUGAAGACGGCAAAUACGAAGAGGAAGUUUGGUAUGAAGAGGAAUUUGAAUCCGAUUUAGAAACUGUAUCCCCUCAUAGGCAACUCAGCUCCCUGGCUCUGACCUACUCAGAAGUCGGUCCUUGGGAACCGCCUACAGAGGAAGGCAGCCCCGAACACCUGCCUGAAAGAGGCAGCAGGGACAUGGAUGUGGAAGGCUCCCCCAAAGGGAUGCCCAGCCCGUCGGAAUCAAGAGAACAAGUGGCUCCCACGGCAGAGCCGUCCCAGGAAAUCCUGGUCCCAUCUGAGCACUUAGGCCAGGCUGCUUCCGAGACCAUAGUCGGCAGACUGGCAAAAUCCAAAGAAGAGGUGCUGGAGAAGGUCUUCUUUCCCAUGGGGUUGCAACACCGCUUCAGGCUGAGUGAAGGAAGCACCAUGUCGGAGAUGGAAGACGCCUUGCUGAGCAGGGACGAGCUGGAGUCAGGAUUCCCCUUGGGGCAGCCCACCCAGCCUGCAUUCCUGGACCGGAUCCAGCAGUUAAGCCUUGAGGGCGGCACCCUGGAGGACAGGAUGGAGUCCGAGGGGAGCGAUGAGGCAGAGGAUGAAGGAUCCCACCUGGUGGUUUUGGACCCAGACCAUCCGCUGAUGGUGAGAUUCCAGGCCGCCCUGAAGAACUACCUCACCCGACAGAUAGAGAAGCUGAAACUGGAACUUCAAGAGCUGGGCGUAGCCACCAAGCAGAGCCGAGCCCAGCGGCAGGAGCUAGGGGUGAACCUCUACGGGGUCCAGCAGCACCUGGCCCACCUGCAGAUGCAGCUGGAGAGGAGCCACGACCGCCACUCGGCGGCCGCGUGCGAGAGGCGGCAGACAGAGGACGAACUGGAGAGCACGCGCACGCUCUACGCCAAGACGUUCAAGGCUGCCGAGGAGGAGCGCAGAAAGCUGGCAGCUCUGCAGACGGAGAUGGAAAACUUGGCUCUGAACCUCUUCUACAUGCAAAACAUCGACCAGGACGUGCGAGAUGACAUCUGCGUGAUGAAGCAAGUGGUGAACAAGGCUGAGGUGGAGAGGGCGCGGGCCGAAGUGGAGAAGAAACGGCAGGACCUGUUUGUGGACCAGCUCACCACCCAAGCCAAACAGCUGGAAGACAACAUCGCCCUGUUUGAGGCGCAGCACGUGGCCCAAGCUGAGGACACCCGCACUAUAAGGAAAGCAGUGAGCGAGGCUUGCACGGAGAUAGACACCAUCGGAGUGGAGAAGAAGCACAUCCUGCAGCAGUGGGCCACCAGCCUGCUGGGCAUGAAGAGCCGCAACGAGGCGCACACGGCCAUCCUGGAUGCGCUCAGAGAGUGCCAGCAUCAGGUCAAGUCCAUGGACAACGAGAUUGAGGCCUAUAAGAAAUCAAUCACAAAGGAGGAAGAGAAGAACGAGAAGCUGGCCAGCAUCCUGAACCGGGUUGAGAUGGAGGCCAGCCUGAUGAAGAAGCUGACCACCCAGUGCCUGGCCAAGCAGGAGGCCCUGCAGAGCGAGUUCAACACCUAUACCCUGACCCUGCAGGAGUCGGAGGCCGCCCUGAACAAGGGCCACCAGGAACGCGCGGUGGUGACCGGCGAGCUGCAGGCCGUCCAGCAAGCCGUCCUCCAGGAGCUGGAGGUGAAGAGGAAGAUGGACGAUGACAUCCGGGAGAAGCUGCAGGAGCACAUGACCUCCAACAAGAUGACCAAAUUCUUCAACAAGCUCAUCCAGAGGCUUCAGAAGGAGAAGACCAACAUGGUGACACAUCUCUCCAAACUUGACGGCGACAUUGCCCAGGCCACCCUGGACAUGACAAACACCACCUGCAGAACGGAAAUGUAUCAGAAGACAGGCUCACUGUGCCUCCUGUGUCUCCCCCAGGGGGUAGAGGUCGGGCCCCUCGAGCUUGAGAUCAAAAGGCUGACCAAGCAGCUGGACGAGCAGAGCACCAGUGUGACGCAGGCCCAGGUGACCUGGCUGCGCCUGCAGCAGGAAAUGGUCAAGGCCUCCCAGGAGCGGGAGGAGCAGCUGCAGUCCACCUCCAUGCUCCAGAAGGAGAUGCACAUCCUGGAGCAGAAGAAACUGCGGAUAGAGAACAAGAUCAACCAGGAGAAGAAGGAGCAGAAGGAGACGGACCGCCACAUGAGGGAGCUGGACAAGGACCUAAAGAAGCUCAACGUACUGAUGAGCCAGAGCCGGAGCAGCUCGGAGGAGCUGCGGCAGGGCAACCUGGUGACCGAGCACGAGUUUGUGCGUACACUGAAGGACGCCGAGAGAGAGACCAUCGAGAUGCAGGAGAAGCUGGACCAGCUCAAGGAGGAGAAGGCGGCCACCCUGAGCAACCUGGUGGAGGCAGAACACCAGAUUAUGCUUUGGGAGAAGAAAAUCCAGCUGGCAAAAGAGAUGCGCUCCUCGGUGGAUUCUGAAGUUGGCCAGACAGAGAUCCGAGCCAUGAAGGCCGAGAUCCACAGGAUGAAGGUGAGGUACGAGCAGCUGCUGAAGCAGCAGGAGAAGAUGAUUCGCAGCAUGGAACAGGCUGUCGCCCGCAGAGAGACCAUCGUAAUUCGGGCUGAAGGCCAGAGCAAGCUGGACAAGAACGCGAUCACCCGGACUGAUUUCCACCACAAGCAGAUUGAGCUGCGACGGAAAAUCAGGGACAUUUACAAGGCCACUGAGGAGUGCACCAAGACCGUCCUGGAGCUGGAGGAGACUCAGAAGAGCGUGAGCAGCUCACUCCUGAAGCGGCAGCAGCAGCUGUCAGCCCUGCAGGCAGACUUAGAUGUGCUCGAAGCCAACCUCGACCAGCUCACAGCCCUCAAGCGACAGAACCUGAGGGAGAUCGUGGCCCUGCAGACCCGCGUGAAGCACCUGCAGGCAGUGAGGGAGGGGCGCUAUGUGUUCCUGUUCCGCUCGGAGGAGGCCCUGCAGGCCGAGCAACAGCGGCUGGACGGCCGGAUGGGCCUCAUUGCUACCAUCCUCCACCAAGUGCAGGAUGACUACCCCCAGUUCCAGGAGGCCCUGCACAAGGUCAGCCAGCAGGUGGCCAUCAAGCUCCAGGCUCUGGGGCCCUCCCAGGGAGCAGCCUGA
This is a messenger RNA of Otolemur garnettii (small-eared galago), 3519 nucleotides long. RefSeq names its product coiled-coil domain containing 40 (gene CCDC40). NCBI's taxonomy places the organism in Eukaryota, Metazoa, Chordata, Mammalia, Primates, Galagidae. Bases 1 to 3519 code for a protein of 1172 amino acids. The record is from RefSeq and is a predicted model, not a curated record. Gene Ontology annotation, biological process: heart looping; axoneme assembly; epithelial cilium movement involved in determination of left/right asymmetry. The transcript is spliced from 20 exons. Gene Ontology annotation, cellular component: cytoplasm; cilium.